AUCAAUGAACACCUUGAAAUAUCUGUCCAUGUGUUUCCUCAGAAACCAAUCAAACACAAGCCCGCACCAAUUCUUUUUCCAUGCAAAUAUUAGAUUCAUCUGUCCAAAGUUUAGUGAAAUCAUGGCAGAGAAGGCAAAGAUGGUUGCAGCUAUUCACCACAUCCAGCCAAGAAGAUCGAUUUGAAUAAUAGAGCAUUAUGGCGUACCCAUUUGGCCAAUUUCCUUGAUUCAACAUGGGUUUGUGUGUUUACAAUCUCAUUGCUCAUUGUAGACCUCAUCAUCACAAUCCUUGAGCUAUCUUCCUCUCUAGUUUCGUGUGGGCAAAACGCGAUGAAUAGCAUAGCAGAACAAUGUUUCCAUAGGAUUGGAAUUGGCAUUCUGAGUUUUCUUUUAGCAAAGACAAUGGCUUUGCUAGUAGGGAUAGGCUCUUCAUUUUUCAAGCAUGUGGGGUAUGUUAUUGAUGGAGUUGUGGCCAUAGGGGCUAUAUUUUUGGAAGCCUUUUUGGUGAGGAAAGGGGGUGGUUUGUUGGUUGUGGUGAGUUUGUGGCGUGUCAUUAGAGUUGUGGAGUGUGUCUUUGAGUUGAGUGAUGAGGCCAUUGAAGCUCAAAUUGCAAGGAUAAUUUGCCAAUUUGAGGCACUCAAAGAAGAAAAUAUGAGGCUCUUAGGAGUAUUAUAUGAGAAGGACAACAUGAUUGAAAUGCUCAAGGAAGAUUUAGAUAAAUGUAGGGAUUGAAACCCUUGCAUAAAUUAAAAAAAAAAAAUUCAUGCAAUUCACGUUGUGGCCUUACUUACGUUGUAUGUUCGGAC
Messenger RNA from Glycine soja, 806 nucleotides. RefSeq lists its product as uncharacterized. The coding region runs from base 331 to 732 and encodes 133 amino acids. Lineage: Eukaryota; Viridiplantae; Streptophyta; Magnoliopsida; Fabales; Fabaceae. Gene Ontology annotation, molecular function: voltage-gated proton channel activity. Gene Ontology annotation, biological process: proton transmembrane transport. The record is from RefSeq and is a predicted model, not a curated record. Gene Ontology annotation, cellular component: plasma membrane. The transcript has a single exon.